Musa acuminata AAA Group (dessert banana) is the source of this 1622-nucleotide messenger RNA. Its product is annotated as la protein 1-like. The transcript is spliced from 10 exons. Gene Ontology annotation, cellular component: nucleus; ribonucleoprotein complex. Bases 79 to 1461 code for a protein of 460 amino acids. The record is from RefSeq and is a predicted model, not a curated record. Gene Ontology annotation, biological process: RNA processing. Gene Ontology annotation, molecular function: RNA binding. Lineage: Eukaryota; Viridiplantae; Streptophyta; Magnoliopsida; Zingiberales; Musaceae.
CUCGAAACCCUAACGGCCCUAUCCCCCUCUCCACCUCUUCGGCCCCCCCCCUCCCCACUCCUCCCCUUACGUGCGGCAAUGGCGGCGACCCCGUUGGACGAGGCCAAGGCGAAGAACGUCCUCCGCCAGGUGGAGUUCUACUUCAGCGAUAGCAACCUCCCCCGCGACAAUUUCCUAAAGAAGACCGUUCAGGACAGCGAGGAUGGAUUGGUGAGCUUGGCGUUGCUAUGUUCGUUUACUCGGAUGAAAAAUCACCUGGGCUUGAGUGCAGCCAUGAAGCCGGAGGAGAUCCCGGAGGAGACUGUGUUGUCGGUGGCUGAUGUCUUGAGGAGUUCGCCUUCUCUUCGAGUCUCAGAAGAUGGGAAGAGAGUUGGUAGGAGUACUGAAAUGAUGAAGCCAGAAGAAGUUAUCGAGCAAGUUGAUUCAAGGACUAUUGCUGUCACACCUUUGCCUUAUGAUGUUAAGUCAGAAGUUGUUGAGUCUUUUUUUGCUCUUCAUGGAAAGGUCAAUAGUGUGAGGCUGCCUCGUCAUGUUUCUGACAAAAGACACUUUUGUGGCACUGCUUUGAUUGAAUUUUCGGAAGAAGCUGACGCAACAAAACUUUUAGAGGAGAAGUUGGUUUUUGCUGGAGCAGAGCUAGAAAUAAAGCCAAAGAAGGAUUUUGAUUCUAAAAGGGAGAGGAUGUGGAAGGAUGCUGAGAAAUCUCGCUUUAACAGAAAUGCUUCAAAUGGAAGCUAUCCGAAAGGUGUAAUUGUUGCAUUCAAGUUGAAGAAAAAGCAAGAGGAUAAAUGUGUGGAACAUAAUGGUGCGGACAAGGUUAAUGAUGAUGCAGGAUUCUGCAAAGCGGAACAGGGUCUGAACACAGCAAGUGAUGAAAGUGAACAAUUAGCGGUGGCUGUGGGCGAGUCAACAGAUGGUGUUGACAAGGAAAAUGAAACUAAGGCCGCUGAAGAUGUCCCAAAGGAAAGAGAAGAGGAGGUUACUGAUGAUGUUGCUGAAGAUAGAGAAAACAAGGAUGACAAAGGUCCAUCAACUGACAGUGUGGAGGUGAAGAACCCUGUGCCUGAUAAUGAGAGUGACAACGACAGUAUUGUUACCAGAGAGGAUCUUAAACAGAUAUUCCAGAAAUUUGGUGCUGUUAAGUAUGUUGACUACAGAAUGGGGGAGGAAUCUGGAUACAUCCGUUUUGACGAUCCUGAUGCAGCUACAAAAUCUCGUGCGAUGGCAGUGCUUGUUGAUGACGGUGGCUUGACCGUGAAGAAUUACAUAGUCACCUUGGAAGCCUUGACUGGUGAGUCGGAAAAGGAGUACUGGAACUUGCUUCGCAGCAAUCAGGAGCGGCAUAGAGGAAGAGGUGGUAAAUACAACAGAGGUGGGAGAACGCACGGCAAGCGACCAUGGCACACUGAUUCAGCUGAGAGACAGCCUAGAAAAUCUCACAAAGUUGAGGCCACUGCAUGAAUAUUUACGGAAUCACCAAGUCCGAGCUCGUCUCUUAUUGAACCGAGUAACGCAUAAUUAUCUUGAUAACGUUUGAUGAUAUCAUAAGUUAAUACACUUUUGCUAGUUGUCAUGAGUUCUAAUGAGAUUAUCCUCCUCUCUAAGCUAACUGGUUUACUGCA